UUGUUCAACUUCUCAUCAGUGAAGUGAAGACCUCCCAAACAAACAGCAUCAACAUGAACUCUGCUAUCGUGCUAUGUGUGGUGGCGCUGGCUGGCAUGGUGCUCGCGCGCCCUGAUGGUGACGGCGACAAGUACACCUCCAGGUGGGACAACAUAGACCUGGACGAGAUCCUCGGCAAUGACCGUCUGUUGGUGCCUUACAUCAAGUGCGCGCUCGACGAGGGCAAGUGCGCGCCUGACGCUAAGGAGCUCAAGGAACAUAUCCUGGAAGCUCUGGAGACUGGAUGCGACAAGUGUACUGACAAGCAGAAGGAGGGAACCCGCCGCGUCAUCGCUCACCUGAUCAAAUAUAAGCUGGAAGAGUGGGAGAAGCUGAGGGCCAAGUACGACUCCGAGGGCAAGUACGCAAAGAAGUAUGAGAAAGAACUCGAAGAACUGAAAAACGCGUAGUGCAAUUAUAACAAGCUCAUUCAAAAUUCUCAUGUAAAAUAUUUGUUUGCAAUAAAGUUUGUUAUUUUUCUUUAUA
Messenger RNA from Helicoverpa zea (corn earworm), 525 nucleotides. RefSeq names its product ejaculatory bulb-specific protein 3-like. The record is from RefSeq and is a predicted model, not a curated record. The transcript is spliced from 3 exons. Lineage: Eukaryota; Metazoa; Arthropoda; Insecta; Lepidoptera; Noctuidae. Bases 54 to 449 code for a protein of 131 amino acids.